UCUCUUCCCCCAAUCCCGAUCUCCCCCACCCAAACCUCCGGCGACCGGCGAUGGGCAACCCGGAGAAGCUGAUGGCGCAGAUCUUCGACCUCAAGUUCACCUCCAAGUCGCUGCAGCGGCAGGCGCGCAAGUGCGAGAAGGAGGAGAAGGAGCAGAAGCUCAAGGUCAAGAAGGCCAUCGAGAAGGGCAACGUCGACGGCGCGCGCAUCUACGCCGAGAACGCCAUCCGCAAGCGCACCGAGCACAUGAACUACCUGCGCCUCGCAUCCCGCCUCGACGCCGUCGUCGCGCGCCUCGACACGCAGGCCAAGAUGCAGGCCAUCGGAAAGUCCAUGGGCAACAUCGUCAAGUCCCUCGACUCCUCCCUCGCCACCGGCAACCUCCAGAAGAUGUCCGAGACCAUGGACAGCUUCGAGCGCCAGUUCGUCAACAUGGAGGUCCAGGCCGAGUUCAUGGAGGGCGCCAUGGCCGGGUCAACCUCGCUCUCCACGCCAGAGACCGAGGUCAACAGCCUCAUGCAGCAGGUCGCCGACGACUACGGCCUCGAGGUCUCCGUCGGCCUGCCGCAGGCCGCCGCGCACGCCAUACCCGCCGCAAAGGAUAAGGAGAAGGUCGACGAGGACGACCUCACCCGCCGCCUCGCCGAGCUCAAGGCACGCGGCUAAUAAGAGAGUCUCACUGCUACUUCAUUCAGAUAUGACUUGUGUGGUGCCCCUCGAUUCGCCACCCUUAGUCGUAAGGGGAUUGCUCAUGUCUGAUAGUUCCGUAAAUACUGUUAUGCCGAGGCGCGCUUGUUUUGGAUCUCUAUGCGGAACCGAUUUAAACACUGCAGUGUGUAAUAUUAUAUGGGUCUUGACAAUAAGUGUGCUUGUGAACAUCUUCGUGCUGUUGUCUCGUCGAAUGCCCGCGGGUGAUGUAUAUGAACAGGAGCGCUGGAGUUGGCCAUGCUGCCUUCUA
Lolium perenne is the source of this 957-nucleotide messenger RNA. RefSeq names its product ESCRT-related protein CHMP1. The record is from RefSeq and is a predicted model, not a curated record. Gene Ontology annotation, biological process: vacuolar transport. Lineage: Eukaryota; Viridiplantae; Streptophyta; Magnoliopsida; Poales; Poaceae.